UAACCUUUAGCAUUUAUCCCCAGAAGAAAUGGCCCUAGGUUGUUGUGAAGCUAAAAUGGGAAAUGAAAUUAGUGUUUUUGUGUAACAGUAAGCUCAACAUAUGUAUAAACAUUUGUACAGUUCUUUAGAUACCUUCCAUAUAUUCCCAACUCCUAACUUUCCAACUAUUUGAUGACUCUAAUAUGCUUCUCAAAUGUUUUGAUACUCUCACUUCUCUCAUGAUAAGUACUCUCUGACUUUAGUUUACCCCUGGGAAAAGGGGUAUGGUAAUAACCCCUUGUCUUGUUUUCCCUGUAUGGUUCCUACCUUUGGGGGAUCAUGCUUCACAGCACUGAGAGUAGUUAUGUCCAUAAGUUCUGGGUUGAAAUCCAGAUUUUUCUUAUUAGUUGUUGGGUACAACUAGUUUCAUUACCCUAAUUUAGUCUCUUGUUUCCUCAACUAUAAAAUGUGAAUGACAAUAAUAAUGUAUAUCAUAUCUGGAUUGUUGUUAAGUUUCAAAUGACACAGCCUAUCAAUUUGGCAUAGUAAUUAUCACACGGGAAUUGAUAUGUGUUGAUUGUUCUUAUCAUAGUUAUUCUGCCAGCAUGUUUUGUCUAAAACCUAAAUUUGCCUUGGCCUAUCCCUACUUAAAUUUUAACUAAGGCUAACAGAGGUAAGAUGCUCUGCAUAUGUUAGAAGCCUACAUGCAGAGAAUGUGACUCACCUCAUAUUAUGGCCUCAACCUCCCUUUAUAUCCUCCCCACCUUGCAAUCCUUGCUUCUUCCCUCUCUUUCUAACCUGACCUGUCAUUUCCCUGUCCAGGAAUCCAAGUGUGACUAUGUUUCCAAAGGGCACUAGUGUUUGGCAUGUACCAUCCUCAUCUUUCUAGAAUACUAUCUCUUUUUGCUCUAACAAAAACUUCCCCUUCUUCAAAUUUUUCCUCCUCUCAAACUAUCUUUGCUUCUCCCUGGAAAAUUAACAGCCUUCCUGCUACUACACAGUGUAUCUAGAAAUACACUGAAUUUACUCUGCAAUUACUCUGUGAAUUUCUCUAGGUCAGGAGCCCUCUUUAAAUCAGGUGUAAGUUUCAGAAUGCCUAGAACAUAGUAAAAAUGUAAUAUAUGCUACUUAAUAAACGAAUACACGCCUAGCCCAGAGUAUCCUACCACCUCACUUGUGUUGCAUUAUGACUUUCACUUGAUUCAAACAACACCGACCCAAACCUACUGGUCAACAGAGGUUGGACCCUCUGGGGUUUUCAGAGUCAGAGUCCCGUUCCGGGUCACUGGUACAAGCUAAGCUGCUGGCAGUGUAAGAAAGAGGCUUUCCAUACUAGAAAGAAGAGAAAAGCGGGACUUGCUGCAGAUGGCUCUAGAAAAAUGAUUCUCUGCCCAGAGCAGCUCCCUCCCCAGCCAUUCUGGGAGUGGUUUAGAAAGGAAAGGGGAGGACAGCAGGGCAGAGAGCUGAAAAGUUGAUCAGCCUCACCCUAUCCCCUUUCCACGGAGAAACAUUAUCUAAACCAGGUGUUCUAACUCGCCUCCGAAGGGGGUCGUGAUUCUUCAGCGCCUAAAUAUAUCCUGAAUUUCCUCUGUCCCCUUUCUACGUCUUCUAGGGCUUUCCCUUUCCACUCUCUCCUGGAUGCCCCCCUCCCAACUCCUCUCUCACUGGCUACCAGAGAACCCGCUCCAGAAUUCCCCGUUCUAGGACCUCCGCGAUUGUCAAGGAAAGAUGCAAAUCACAGGCAGCCUUAGACCACUGAGAACGGAGUAAAAAAUCAGAUUGUUGGCAGAAGGGAAAGAAACAUAGCAUGCCCCAGUGCACGAGGAAAACUACAUAUUCACAUGCCCUACGAUCGCCGAUCUCCGGGCUGGAGACAGCAGGUUGCCUCUGACUACCCAGAGAACGCGGAGCACCUCAAACAGGAACUUUAAAGGGACUGAAAUCUGUUGCCUGUUCCACUAGGAAUAUUGUUUGCAAGGCACAAGGUGUCUUUUGGUAGUGAGCACCCUCUGCGCAUGCGCAGGUCCAUUCGGGAUUUACUGCCCAGCCGCUGACUAAGUUGCAUUCCUUGGAUCUUCGCAGAAAAGACAAUUCUUUAAUCAGAGUUAGUAAUGUGGACAGUACAAAAUCGAGAGAGUUUGGGGCUUCUCUCUUUCCCAGUGAUGAUUGCCAUGGUCUGUUGUGCACACAGUGCCAAUGAACCCAGCAACAUGUCAUACGUGAAAGAGACAGUGGACAGAUUGCUUAAAGGAUAUGACAUUCGCUUGAGGCCGGACUUUGGAGGGCCCCCCGUGGACGUCGGGAUGCGGAUCGAGGUCGCCAGCAUAGAUAUGGUCUCCGAAGUGAACAUGGAUUACACCCUCACUAUGUAUUUCCAGCAGUCCUGGAAAGACAAAAGGCUCUCUUAUUCCGGAAUCCCACUAAACCUCACCCUAGACAACAGAGUAGCUGACCAACUCUGGGUACCAGACACCUACUUUCUGAAUGACAAGAAAUCAUUUGUGCAUGGGGUCACAGUGAAAAAUCGAAUGAUUCGACUGCAUCCUGAUGGAACCGUUCUCUAUGGACUCCGGAUCACAACCACGGCUGCUUGUAUGAUGGAUCUUCGAAGAUAUCCUCUGGAUGAGCAAAACUGCACCCUGGAGAUAGAAAGUUAUGGUUAUACCACUGAUGACAUUGAGUUUUACUGGAACGGAGGAGAGAAAGCAGUAACUGGAGUUAAUAAAAUUGAGCUUCCUCAGUUUUCCAUUGUUGACUACAAGAUGGUGUCUAAGAAAGUGGAAUUCACAACAGGAGCAUAUCCACGAUUGUCAUUAAGUUUUCGUCUAAAGAGAAACAUUGGCUACUUCAUUUUGCAAACCUACAUGCCUUCUACGCUGAUCACAAUUCUGUCUUGGGUGUCAUUUUGGAUCAAUUAUGAUGCAUCUGCAGCCAGAGUCGCACUAGGAAUCACCACAGUGCUGACCAUGACAACCAUCAGCACUCACCUCAGGGAGACCCUGCCAAAGAUCCCUUAUGUCAAAGCAAUUGAUAUUUAUCUGAUGGGUUGCUUUGUGUUUGUGUUCCUGGCUCUGCUGGAAUAUGCCUUUGUAAAUUACAUCUUUUUUGGUAAAGGCCCUCAGAAAAAGGGAGCAAGCAAACAAGAUCAAAGUGCCAAUGAGAAGAACAAACUGGAGAUGAAUAAAGUCCAGGUUGACGCCCACGGCAACAUUCUCCUCAGCACGCUGGAAAUCAGGAACGAGACCAGCGGCUCCGAGGUGCUCACGGGCGUGAGCGACCCCAAGACCACCAUGUACUCCUACGACAGCGCCAGCAUCCAAUACCGCAAGCCCAUGAGCCGCCGCGAGGGGUACGGGCGCGCCCUGGACCGGCACGGGGUGCCCAGCAAGGGUCGCAUCCGCCGGCGCGCCUCCCAGCUCAAAGUCAAAAUCCCCGACUUGACUGACGUGAAUUCCAUAGACAAGUGGUCCCGAAUGUUCUUCCCCAUCACCUUUUCUCUUUUUAACGUCGUUUAUUGGCUUUACUACGUACACUAAGGUCUGUUUUAACGGUUCGAGCUAGACCACUUUUCUCUUGUUUGUUACCCCGCAGGUCCCCAACAGCGACACUGCUGCGUCUUUUGAGGUAAGAGAUGCAGCCAUCCAAUUGGUUUUAGGUCUUGCAUACUGACUUUAUUACUGCACCAUGUUUACUUCAAGAAAAACAAAACAAAACAAAAAAAAACCAACAACUGUUUUUUUCCAGUCUACCGUGGUCCAGGUUAUCAGCUCUUGAAAGAGCUCUAUUAAUUGUCAUGUUUACAAACAAACACAAAGAGAGAACUUAGAUAGAUAGAUCUUUAGCAGUGUUUCCUAUUUGCCCUGGAUUUUAUUGGUUUAUUUUUUAAAUGAAAACAAAAAGAGGACCUUGCAGUCCCUCUGCACUUCUUCCUGGUAAACUGAAACAAUCUCAUGCUGCCAAAAAAACAACAAAAACAAAACAAAAAACCCCACUACAGUCACAGUUUCUAGGAUCUCAGAAGAAAAAACAAAAGCCAUUGAUAUUUACACAUUUCCAAGAAGAGGAGAAAACCAAAGGAGACUUCCUAGAAAAGUAAGGAAAGUUCCCUUCCUUCUUAAAUUCCCCAGAGCCCCUUGCAGAAAGGCUCCUCGGUUCCAUGGAAGAGGAGGGAGGAUUUGGCAAGGGCUGGUCACGGCUGCUCACACUCGACCUGCCAUCUUCCCCUCACCAGAAGGCUGCAUUUUCUUAGAAACGCGUCUUUCUCAGAAGGCCCCACAAAUGUACAAUGAAUGUUAGAAUCCAGUCUGGUAAAAUUGUAGCCAUUGAGAACAUUUUUCUCUUCUUGAGAAUAAAGAGUUGGGGUGGAGGGGUUUCAACACUUUCUUACUGAAAAUUUCCAAUGAGCAGCCCUGAAUUCACCUCAUGAGUCUGGAAUCCUUUGAGGUUGUUCUGUGACAUUUCCACAGUUCCUUCUCCAGAGAGAAAAAGGAUAUGUGGGAUAAGGUGGUGAGGGCUUUGAAGGAGGGGAUAGAAAGCAAUUAUUGCCUAAGGAAAAAAAAAAUGCCCUUUCUAAAAGGAAGGCAAGAUGUAUGUGCUGUGAAAGGGUGCCUGAGCAGAUACCUGAACUGCCAAAUCUUAAAUCAAAUAGUAUAUAUUCCUUAGCCUUCCAGAGAGCAGUAUCUAAUGAUGACAGGCUCAUCACACAGGCCUCAGCUGACACAUUAUGCUCUGCUCGCUGAGCUCUGAGUUCCCAGCUAUGAAAUGAAUGAUUGAGGAAAUGUAUACUCACCCAUAUGGGUACUGUUCUCCUCCAAAGCCAGAAAGCUUGUGAGGGAGUAAAACUAGAUAAAAACAACAGCAAUGACAAAAGCAGUCGGCUUUUAAAGAUGUGCACCAGCCCUAAAAGUGUAGGCCCAGUCUACACUCAUAGUCACUGUCAUUCCUGCUCUGCCUUAUCUCUGCUCAUGUAUUACUCUGGGUCAUGGUCCUCAUGACCUUCAAUAGUGCAGCACAUUUCUAAACAUGUCUAACCAGCUGCAAUGGAAAUUUUUCCUCUUUUAUGUCAUUUAAACUUUUUUUUUUUUUUUCAGUUUAGGUACCUAAAAAUUCUGUAUAUUCAUUUACAAGGUUGAGGUGAAACCCUACAUUGACCAACCACUGAGAGAGGUGAUUUGGCACCUGAUCCAUGGAUGGGAGAAAAGGUUGAAGUAAUAAUAGGGAAAAAUAUCUCAUUUGAUGAGCUGACUUUCUCCCUAAAGCUGGGGGGCGGGGGAUUUAUGUGUAGAAUAGCACAAGCUGCUGGAAAUUAUAGUCAUAAUUGAAAAGAUAAGACUGAAUUCCUACUGAUGAGUCCAAAGAGAGAAAGAGAGAGUUAUAGGAUAUUCUUUUAGAAAGCAAGAGGAAAGGGGAACUCCCAAAUAAAUGAAUGUGGUAUGGCUGAAGAUAACAUAUAUUAGUAAGAAUAUAAAACCUCCACCUUAACUAGAAAAAAAUGAUCUCAAUGGUUUCAUGAGGAAUUAGUAGAGUUAUGGGGACCAAAUUUUUAUUUAGGUUUUCAGUUGUGUGAACACACUUCCCUGGUCAAAGUAAUUCCCAGCCCGAAAUUCAGUUCAAUUCUUUGGCAGAUGAGAUGCUUUGGCAUGGUAAAAUGCCCAAAUAGGGUAGAUGUGGCCCUGUCAGUGACUGUAAGGUUAAUACUCUUAUUGACCACCCGGGAACCACUGUGUAACCAUUUAUUUUAAACAUAGGAAGAAAAAAUUCUGGCUGGUGCCUAAUAGAAAUGCAUAAUUCUGAUAUCAAAGCUUUUAAGGAUGAAAUGUUAAAUCAGAAAGUAAGUGUCUAUAGUCUAUGUUCCUUAACAAAACAAUCUCUAUUUAUCUGCUCAGAUCAUUCUUGGAAAAGAUUGAGGUAACUUGUAUUUUCAUUAUUAUCUCUAUCUUACCAUUAAAAAUGUGAAAUAUUUUUCCUGUAGUUGUACAUGUAAAACAUCUUCUGAAAACAAAAAAAAAAGAGAGAAUAUUUUGAGCUCUUAUAUUUUAAACUUUGUAAAAUUACAAUUGAAACUAUCCAUUGGACACAAAGUAGUGUCCUCAUCCAGGCAGUACAGAGAUCACAGCCAUGAUUAUGCAUAUUUUAUCAAACAGCUCUGAUUUUAGAGGCAAUGGCAGCCAGAAGGAUAAGACAUUGCCGUGUGUAUAGUUAAUGACUUCUGUUCCCACUCCCUUUUUUUGCACACUUUCCAGACCAAUCCUUCCCUCCUUUGCUCUCCUCUUGGCUAAAUCCUCCUCUUCUAGAUUGAACAAAGCAUGGGGGGAAGAAUUCUUUCUUCUCUGGCUGUCUCCCUUGUCUUGCCCCAAAUGAUGUACAUAAAACAUAAAAGUUGUGAAACAUUCUUAAAUGCCCUCAUAUUGGCCCCCAUUCUUGAAAGAUUCCGAGUAUUACAUUAUACAAGGGUUACUAUUUAAUUACUCUUGGAUUAUUUUCUUUCUGCCAUAAAAAUAGCCAUAAUACUCUAUAUUACUUAAGUGGCAGAAGAGGUUGAAAAUUGCACAGCCUCACUCUCUUAUGCCACAGCCAUGUCCAGGGAAACCCAUGCUCAGUUCAUCAACUGUAACACAAACUGUGUUGAUUUAAUGUGUGCAGAUGCAGCAGAAAUCCCAUUUUUCACUUGACAAUGAUGACUACACACUCAUUCCUUCUAUACAUGUUCCUUGGCUUAAAAUUCAGAGAUGACAUGUAUGUUAUGCUUACCAACUCUGUGAAUCAAAGGCCCAGGUAAAGACUUAUUUUUGCUUGAAUUAUCCAGAAUUAUUGCCUCCAUCCUCUCCGUCACCAAAAAGAAAUAGCAACUUGGUUGGUACUUCUUCCUGCUGAAUGACUUUUUUUUCCAUACAUGCCAUUUUCAUUGUGCAUUACAGCCAAUGAAAGAUCUUGAAAAUGCAAACGGAAAAAUAUGGUGCAGAGCUUAAAUUUGGCUUAAGGGUCCAAGAAUAGGCUUUCCUUUUUUAAAAUAUUAUGCACAAUACAUAGAAAUAUAGACUAAAUUCCAUCUUUCUAAAAAUCCAUGACUAUUUUAUAAAUAUUCAUUUAGGAAAGAGUUCAAUUAUGAUCUGCCAAGUUAAACCAAAAAGAAAAAGAUGUAUGUAUAAUGCUUCUGGAAGGAAGUGAUCUCCAAAAUUUCUUCUAUGGACAAUGUUGAAUAGUAUCUUACCAAAUGGUGAUGUGUCACCAUUUCUUUUCCUAAAUAAAGUAUAAUCAUAUAUCCCAGAAGGGAGGCAAAAGGAAAACACAAGCAUUAACUCAAGCUAGUUCAAAUCAUCACGUUGCUGGGAUGAAGAAAACAGCAAAAUAAACAAAAGUAUGUUUCCUGAAACUAAGCAGAAAACAAAAAGCAAAAUGUGUUAAUGAAAAUGGAAUGUAGACUAUUAUGUAAACUUCCUUGUAAAUUCUGUACAUAGUUCAUCGAACUGUUCCCUGUGGCGUGGUGGUCCUCAGCUUUGGGUGGAUGUUUGAAAAAAUCUGAGCAUUGUAAAUAAUGUAAGCUUAUAAAGCAUUUGCUUUUAUUCAUGAAGUGAAAUGACUAGUGAUUUGGGCCCAAACCAGAACUUUUUCGGCUCUUGCUCUUUUUCUGCUGUUGUGUAGUGCAGUUGUGUCAUCCUGCUAUAAGCCAUAGCCAGGUGUCUGUGAUCACUGCCUCAUGCUCCUAUGCCACUGUAAGGGACAGCAGCUGCCAGAAGGCCACAAGUCUGCAGGACCUAGGAACAGCGCUCCAGCAGAAAUGGGAACUGGGUCCAGCUGCUCCUUGAACCAUGUUGUGAAAAGUAGCUGUGUUUUUAUCAGUCACUUGUGGCUAUUCGUAUCUUCAGAUACUGAAUUAUCCAUGCCAUUGAGGGGUCAGGAAUGGAAGAGAUUCUUAAAAUUCACAAGUGAUCCAAAGCUUCACUGUGCCAGUACCUUUAGCUUCUAACUUCUCUUCUAUCAUGUUUCCCAGAACUUUUUAAUAACAAUAAAAAUGAAUAGAAGGGACGGUCUGAUUAGGAGAAACAGGCAAAGGACAGUAUAGUAAAUGGCCUUAUAACACUAACUGGUUGAUUGAUACCCAAAAGAUCCAGAGGUAACCAUGCUAUUAUUGUUUAAAAGUAAAGAGAAAUGCAGUAUUGGCAUAAACUGACUAGUAGUUAAAAAUGAUAAGGACUUUUCAACUGGGGACAAGAAUAUAUGUACAUGCUACUUAAACUUAUUAAAAAGAGUCUGAUAAUUUACAUUCUGAAAUGUCUUUUCCCCUAGUAUUGAUAUUCCUGAAAAAAAUCUACAGAAUAUGGAUAUUGUGCCAAAAGAUGUGCUUCCAUGAAAACUGGCAAUCCCAGAGAGGGUGAUGAUGUCUACAGAAUUUUAUUAUAUCUCAGCAUUUGGAACAGAAACUAGUUUGUUAGUAUUGUGUUAAAAAGAACAAUGACUUUCCUCGAUGUAAUGGAUUAGCAAGACAGGAAUUAUGCCAACAUUUUAAGUCCUAGGACUGUAUACACAGGGAACCAUUAUUGUUCCAAAAUGUGCCCAUAGGGUCCAAUAUCAAUUGAAUUUUUUUGAAUGCCUUGUUUGAAGUAAUGAGAUCAGUUGGUUUCUACUUCCAGAAUAUAUUGUCCUUUUAUUUUAAAUAAACUUUUUAGACGAUUAAAAUCAA
This is a messenger RNA of Heterocephalus glaber (naked mole-rat), 8659 nucleotides long. It is a transcript of the gene Gabrb1, whose product is annotated as gamma-aminobutyric acid type A receptor subunit beta1. Gene Ontology annotation, biological process: monoatomic ion transmembrane transport. Gene Ontology annotation, cellular component: membrane. Gene Ontology annotation, molecular function: GABA-A receptor activity; extracellular ligand-gated monoatomic ion channel activity. Lineage: Eukaryota; Metazoa; Chordata; Mammalia; Rodentia; Bathyergidae. The record is from RefSeq and is a predicted model, not a curated record.